GCCUACUGCGGCCUUGCCUCUCCGGACCUCAGAUCGACCUCCACAAUCCAAUCUUGGACUACCUGAAGCUGACCAGGAGUUUGCAGAGGAAUAUCUACAGCACUUCUAUGGCUACAGGUCCAAGUCAGAGCGAAAGAAGAGGUCUGCAGACGCAGAUGUAGAUGGUGACUGGAAUACUGAACUCUGCGAAAAGGUCCAGGAGAUGCAGCGCUUCUUUGGUUUGCCUCCGAGUGGAGAGCUGACCAAAGAGACUCUGGCAGUUAUGAAGAGGCCUCGCUGUGGUCUGUCUGACGUGGAAAGAUUUGGAGACACGAUCCGCUGGAAGAAGAACACCCUCAGCUACAGGAUCUCUGGCUACAAUACCUCCAUCCCAGCAUCAAAGGUUCGAAAAAUCUUCAGAGCGGCAUGGAAGAUCUGGUCCAACGUUACACCGCUUAAAUUUCGAAAGCGGAACAGGAAAGAGGCUGACAUCGUCAUUUCCUUCAAGAAUGGCGAUCAUAAGGACGGCGCUCCUUUUGAUGGUAAAGGAGGAGUCCUGGCUCAUGCCUUUCUGCCUGGGCAUGGUAUCGGUGGAGACGUGCACUUUGAUGCUGAAGAAGACUGGACCUUCAAUUCUACUGGUAGUUUCAACCUUUUUACCGUAACAGUCCAUGAAUUCGGCCAUGCACUCGGCCUGCCGCACUCAUCUGACCCCGGAGCUAUCAUGUACCCAACAUACAACUUUGCCCCCAGUUUUGACCUGCAGCUCUCCUUCCGCGAUGUCAAAGAUGUCCAACACUUGUAUGGUAUCAGUCCCAAUUUUGAUUCCCUCUUCUCAAAAAAACCUCCUCCAAGAACGCCUGAGAAAUGUGAUCCAGACUUGUCCUUUGAUGCUGUAACAGAAUUACAACAGGAAACCCUGUUUUUCAAAGACAGAUUUCUGUGGCGCAAACAUCCUCACUUUGAAGAAACGAGAAUCACCCUGAUAAGCAGUCUGUGGCCAGAGAAUGUGCCUGCAAACAUGGAUGCUGCCUAUGAGAAUGUGGAGAGGAAUUUGAUUGUGUUUUUCAAAGAUCAUCAAUACUGGCUGCUGAGGCAGUUACAAAUCCAGGAGGGUUUUCCAAAAAACAUCUCCAGCUUGGGCUUUCCCUCCAGAAUACGAUCUGUAGAUGCUGCCCUUCACUUCAGAAAUGAGCGAUACACCGUGUUCUUCACCGGCCACGAGUGUUGGAGGUAUAAUGAGCGGGAGGAGAUGAUGGAGGGACCACCAACACUUAUAGAGAAGCAGUGGCCGGGGAUUCCAACUCCAAUAGAUGCAGCUGUCUUCUAUGAUGGAUCCGUGCACUUCUUCAAGGGAAACAUCUACUACAAGUUUGACUCCAACUCCAAACAUGUCGUGUCCACCGGCACUACUAACGAACUGUUGGAAUGCAAGCAGGCCGACAAUGAAAUCUGAAACGAGAGGAGAUAAUUGAAGUGUUACAAAACCGAACUGUGUAUUGAGCAAUAACCACAAUGUACGUAGUACUAAAUCAAGUAAUUCUGAAUAACCAAGGGAAGUGGUUAAAAGUGUUUAAUCAGUGUUUAAUACAAUGAUGAAAUAAUGGCAUUUGUACCUUGUAUCAAAGUACAGUUUUUUUCCAGAUGAUGUUUUAUUCUCUUUGUGUUAAUAGGAUGAGGGUUAAAUACU
Larimichthys crocea (large yellow croaker) is the source of this 1669-nucleotide messenger RNA. RefSeq names its product collagenase 3. Bases 203 to 1435 code for a protein of 410 amino acids. The transcript is spliced from 10 exons. Gene Ontology annotation, biological process: collagen catabolic process; extracellular matrix organization; proteolysis. Gene Ontology annotation, cellular component: extracellular matrix. Gene Ontology annotation, molecular function: zinc ion binding; metalloendopeptidase activity. The record is from RefSeq and is a predicted model, not a curated record. Lineage: Eukaryota; Metazoa; Chordata; Actinopteri; Sciaenidae.